AUGGUUUCCAUCGUUCUCGAGGUGACCUGCAGCCUUAUUGUCUGGCUGUUUCUCUACACCUGCUUCUGCUACUGGAACAAGCACCAUUCCUAUGAGUGGAGCUGUCGCUUGGUCACCCUGCUGCAUGGGGUGAUUGUCACCUGCCUCUCUGGUUAUGUUGCUCUCUUGGAUGGCCCCUGGCCUCUGACCCAUGCAGGUUCACCAAACACAUCUCUUCAGAUCCGUGUGCUGUCCCUGACCUUGGGUUACUUUAUCUUUGAUCUGGGCUGGUGCCUAUAUUUCCAGACAGAGGGGAACCUAAUGCUGUUCCAUCACACGCUGAGCAUCUGUGGCAUGAUCAUGGUGCUGGGGCUCGGGAAGUCUGCUACAGAAGUCAACGCUGUUGUAUUUGUUAGCGAGAUCACCAACCCACUGCUCCAGACCCGCUGGUUUCUGCGGAAAAUGGGGUGUUACCACAGUUUCCUGGGAGAGGUGGUGGAUUUCUUCUUUGUGUUCCUCUUCCUGGUGCUGCGAAUCGGGGGAGGAGCUUUGAUCAUGUAUGCGAUGGUGACAUCCCCUGAUCCCAGCUGGCUCCUCAAGGCUGGAGGCCUAGCCAUGUAUGUUGUGUCUUUGGGGUUCAUGGUUGAAAUCUCCUGCUUUGUCAGGAGGAAAAUGUUGAAAAAAUAUCAUUCCUGGACAAGCCUGAGGAGUAGGAAUGCACCUGUGAAAACUAAUGGGCACUUGACAGCUCAUUAAUGGGUUGUGGAUGACAGUCCCUUGGGCUAGGGUCCUGGCUACUGAAGCCUAUUCCUGUGAAAAGAACUCCUAAAAGUGAUGUGGAAUGGACUUUCUGGCACUGGUCUGCUACCCCUGGAGGAGAUGAAUCAGCGCUAGGAACAUGGGAAAGCUGACAGAAGAGCGGAAAUCUGAGGAACCCGGCAUGUGUACUGAACUCUGAUUCCCUGAUUUCUCCAGCAAUGGUACAGUCUCAAGGAGGGUGUAAUCUUGCACAGUCUGCAUGUUCUGUAAUCAUUUUGGAGGUAGAAUUAUUUUACAGUGUAGAGCCAGAAAAUCAAAUCUGGAAAAUCCCAUCUUCCUGCCAGUGGGACUGGGUAGGGGUGUGACCUAGCAAAGAUUUACUGAGCCUCACUCUCCCUUAAUCCUGGAGUUGGACAACACGCUUGACUGAGUACUUGGAUGAAAGCCUCUGAACAAGAUUCAAGUGCUUGCAGGGGUAUAGUGGAGUUGUCCUUUGAGUGUGUGAAGUGAUGGUACUUGAGGUGAGGCAAUGUUUUACCUCAUUGUUUUUAAUGAUACAUUUCUUUUUUUUUUAAUACUUGCAUUCAGGCAGAUGCUGAUCUUAGAGCAGUGUGACUUCACUGGGAUUGACUCAGGCCCUUGCAAACAGGAGUCAAGAAUUAAACUUGUGCGAAUAAACUCCAUAAGCAGGUGUUCACCUAGCCUUGGAUUGCUUUAAAAAAAAAAAAAUCAGGCAUUUUGUGGGUGAGAGAUGAUAGAGAAGAGCCCUCUCUGGAUGCUCUUUCUGUUUGGGGGUUGUCUCAUUUACAAGCCACUUAAGCUGAAUGCAUGGCUAAUGAGUCUAUUAAGUGACUAUAUUUUCAAGGGCGACAGUGAUGCUUAGGCAGAUCUCAGUGUAACAUCUGCUCCAUACCAGCAGGUUUUGGAGUAUGGACCAGUUCUCUGUUUUCUUUACCUCUCAGAAUUGUGUUCUGACAUUUCCCCUGGGGUUUUAAUGUGAAUUUCCCUCUGUUUAAGGCUGCAGUUCAGAUUUACUCUCCAUAAAAGCCUUGCUUGCAGCUGAGAAACAAAUGGCCUUGUGUUGCCCUCAGGCUUAGCAAGGCUGGUUGCCUUUCCCUCCUGCUUUCGAAGACCUUGUUUAGAGGAGCUUCUUCAUGGAGCUAAAGAGCCCCUGAAACAGCCUGUGUGGCUCUUGCUCAAGUGACGUGUCACCCCUGCUGCAGAGGUGAAGGAGGGGAGCAGUGGGAAUACAGCUGCUGUGGGAAUGCAGCCUUACCAGCUCCUCCAUGCCUAUUAUCUCACUAACUUUGGCACUGUUCAGGACAGAUAUCUGCCUUGGCUGGGGGUUGGAAUAAGGUGUCUGGAGAGAUUAAAAGAUGACAUAACCUAACUUUUGAUGUGCCCUCUGAAUGCAUUGCAGCUGUGAAUCCAGGCAAGUUAGCAGGCUAGUAUGUUUAGAAAAACAGGAGCCUUGCACUGCUGAUAGGUUGCCAGCAUGCCAUGGGGGCCUGGCCUUGUGAGGUAUGAACUCUUGCCAGAGUCACUGUGCUCUUCCGAAAAAUCCUAUGAGUGAUGAGACUUCUAAUAAAGUUAUGUUCUCUUUUU
Messenger RNA from Gymnogyps californianus (California condor), 2343 nucleotides. Its product is annotated as TLC domain-containing protein 5-like. NCBI's taxonomy places the organism in Eukaryota, Metazoa, Chordata, Aves, Accipitriformes, Cathartidae. Bases 1 to 735 code for a protein of 244 amino acids. Gene Ontology annotation, cellular component: membrane. The transcript is spliced from 2 exons. The record is from RefSeq and is a predicted model, not a curated record.